GAUUGUCGAUGCCGAUUUUGGUAUCAUUUCAAAGCAAUCGAUUAAUUGAAGCUUCUUCUCUUAUCAAACGGAAAAUGUUCACCAAAUUGAUUAUCGUUGUCUGCAUGGCUACAGCCUAUGCUAACCCUGAGCCAGGACUUCUUGGAGCCCCAUUGACAUAUGGAGCACCGAUUGCGUAUGGAGCGCCCUUGGCCUACGGAGCACCUUUGGCUUAUGGAGCACCGUUAGCUUAUGGAGCACCAGUUGUUGCUCCUAUCGCUCAACAAGGUCUUCUAAGAACAGCUUACUCCCAAGUUGUGGGACGAAGCUACGCACCGACUAUUCUGUCAGCGUCUCCAGCAAUAACUUACGCCGCUCCUGUAGCUGCUCCAAUUACACCAGUUGCCCCACUAGCAGUCUCAAAAGUCCUGGCUCCAGCUCCCAUCCCUGCAGCCGUUGGUCCAGCAAUUGUCUCCUAUGCCCAACCCUUGGCCCCGAGCAUCGUGAAGACUCAAGUGUUCGCCCCAGCAGUGCUCCCAGCAGCCGCCGUUCCAGCUGUGGUGAAAACUCCCGUUGUAACUCCAUUUGCUAGUGCUGCUAUUCCAGUGGCAAACGCAGCUGCUGUGCCUGUUGCUCCAGCAGCCAUUGCUACGGCUAAUGCUGCUGUUCCAGCUGUUCCAGCGGCUCCUGCAGUCGCACCAGUUGCUCCUGUUGCUGCUGCUCCUGUAUCAGCACGGCUUACCGCCUUCCCAGGAGGGGCACCGUUUACGACCUACGGUGUUCCAGCAGCUGCUGCAGCAGCACCCGCAGCCAGCGCGUAAUCAAUUUGUGUUGUGAUAUAUUUUAACCCAGUAGUGGUGUUCAGCUAUUCGAUUGUUUUUAUGAUGCUUUAGCUUUUAAGGUUUUAUACUUAUAGAGAAUUCUUACAUUUAGCUUUUAGUCUUCCUGUACCUUCAGUCAUCAGAAUACAAUUUUAUUUGAAACGAUA
Messenger RNA from Uranotaenia lowii, 967 nucleotides. Its product is annotated as cuticle protein 16.5-like. Bases 9 to 800 code for a protein of 263 amino acids. The record is from RefSeq and is a predicted model, not a curated record. The transcript has 2 exons. NCBI's taxonomy places the organism in Eukaryota, Metazoa, Arthropoda, Insecta, Diptera, Culicidae.